UAAUUGAUCGAGCAAGCGUUAUACGAAGACAAAAGCCGAGCGACGCUCCACAUAAAAGUUUAGUAGGCGCUACGUAAACAAACUCUGCGGUUUGUCUUCAUUUGAGGGGGCACCGAACGACCGGUUCUUUCGAUCGAUUAACAAGCUGUGCACAUAAUGGCGCCCAAUAUUGAAGAGGAUGUGGCCUGGAAGGUAUCGGGAAUAUCGAGGACCUAUCCGAGUUAUCGCCAGCAACGACCCAUUACAAGUGAAAGCUGGCUGGAGGGCAAACAUGCAGAUGACGAGGCCGAAGGUCUUUGGCGCAUUAACGAUAAGCUUUAUGACUUGAGCGACUUUGCCGCUCGCCAUCCGGGCGGUGCCUCUUGGAUUGAGUGCACCCGUGGCACAGAUAUCACGGAACCCUUCGAAUCUCAUCAUAUUGAGGAGCGAGCUCGGGGAAUGCUAAGCAAAUUCGAAGUGCGACAGGCCACGAAGCCAAGGAACUAUAAAUUCACCCUCAAAGAAAAUGGUUUUUACAUGACCCUAAAGCGGAGGGUACGGGAAAAGCUAAGAAAAAUCGAGUACUCCCCGACCAAGAAAACUGGGUUCCUUCACUUGGGCAUCCUAGUCUCCGUUUUCAUCUUUAGCUGGGUAGGCACAGUCCUGGACUCUUUGGUCUUUCAGGGACUUGCUGGCUUGGCUCUUUGCUGGGUGGCCACCUCCACACACAACUACUUCCAUCAGCGGGAUAAUUGGCGGAUGUAUACCUUUAAUCUAACGUUAAUGAACUUCCGGAGUUGGCGCAUUUCUCACGCCCUAUCACACCAUGUUUAUGCGAAUUCUCUGCAUGAUCUGGAGAUGUCCAUGUUUGAGCCAUUUUUGUGCUGGAUUCCCGAUCGUCACUAUGCAAGUAAAAUGCAACGAUGGAUCUCUGUGGUUAUAUCACCAGUGGUGUAUGUAGCCCUGUUUCAGGGACAGUUUAUCCUGCGCAUGGCUCUCUCCUUAACUAAAAGCAACCUUAUGCACUGGGAUGAUCUCAUAGGUUUUACCCUACCAAUCUUUUUAUAUGUCUCCACUGGCGUUGGUCUGCUUGCCACUCUUGCUAGCUGGCAAAUAAUCGUAGCCGUGGGCAGCUUUAUUUUUGGACUUGUGGGCCUCACAGCAGCCCAUCAUGAUCCUCGAAUUCUACACGAUGGAGACACCCAACGUAAGGACAUUGAUUGGGGUCUUUAUCAGGUGGAUACAAUCAUAGACCGUGGAGAUAUCAAGUGGUCGGAUCUCUUGGUGCUCACCCACUUUGGAGAGCACGCCCUGCAUCAUCUAUUUCCCACUCUCGAUCAUGGAGUACUCAAGCAACUCUAUCCCGAGUUAAGGAAAACCAUUAAAGAGUUUGACGUGGAACUCAGGGAGAUUAAUCACUGGGGCCACAUCAAGGGUCAAAAUCAGCAAUUGCUAAGGACCAAAAAGAAUCCCCUGCCACCGGGUAGUAAAAAGUUGAAGUAGAAUGGGUUUGGGUUAACUAUGAUAACUAUGAUAUAUGGAGGGGAAUAUUUUGUUUUUGUAAAUAGGGACGAUUCAGGUUAAAGUAGCCCUACAAGUAAAAUUAAUUGAUCUUAAAUAUUUUUUAUAUUUUCUCUUAUAAAAUUCCUUGUUUAACUAUCAAAACAAUUUGUGCUCUUAUCAAAAAGGUUUGCUCGACUCUCUUUCAGUUUUAGUUAAUGAAAUUUAAAGCUCUUAGAGCGUUUCCGCUUUUUAAUGGUGUUGGUUAUGAUACCUAAAAACCUUUUUUAAAUCUUUUUACGGCCCACCAACAUUUUUUGCAUCAUUUAAUUACUUUAAGUUAAUUGAGUUACUUCUUUAAGUUGAGACUUCAGCUGGUGUUGAGAAAAAGUGAUAGUUUUUUUUUGAGUAAACCCCCAUAAAUGGUAGACAGCGUCAAAUGGUGAUAUGGAAAUGUGUUUUGCUGAAUCAUCGUGACAAUGCAAAUAGGAGUAUUGAGCAUGAAUCGAUUAGAACAUUAAUUUUAAAUGUUUUUCGGAAUUCUAGAAAAACAAAAAUAUAUAAAGCUUAUACUAAAAUGUUAUAGGGUUAUUUAAUUUAAUUAAAAAUAUAUUUAUAAAUAUUAGGAACCACAAUUUCAUGUUUAUAAUAUUUGUUGGGCUAUGUCUGUUAUUAUAAAUAAAUUGUUAUACGUCUAAUUUUGUGUUGACUUAGAGAAAAUA
This is a messenger RNA of Drosophila subpulchrella, 2201 nucleotides long. RefSeq names its product cytochrome b5-related protein. The record is from RefSeq and is a predicted model, not a curated record. The coding region runs from base 157 to 1482 and encodes 441 amino acids. The transcript has 5 exons. Lineage: Eukaryota; Metazoa; Arthropoda; Insecta; Diptera; Drosophilidae. Gene Ontology annotation, biological process: lipid metabolic process. Gene Ontology annotation, cellular component: mitochondrion.